AUGAACGAAAUACGAAAAUUAUGCAGUGUUAUAACAAGUCAAUCGUUAACGUUAACCAAUGAUGAUUAUAUUCAACAUUUAGAUUUAAUAUGGUCAUUAUUCAAUUCAGUUGAUCCAUUACAUAUUCUUCCAUCAUUAGCAUUAAUUGGACAAUCAAUAUCCUAUUUAUCUCUUCAACAAAUAGAUUCAAUAAUUAAACAUCAAAUAUUUAUAUGUUUAAGACAAUGGUGUGAACGUUUAUUAAAUAUUUGGUUAAUUAAUGGAACAUUUAAUGCGGAUGAACAACGUGCUCUAUUUUAUACUUAUCAAGUAUUUAAAUUAUUAACAGAAUGGUUACAAUCAAAAAAUGAUUCACAUUUAUCUUUUAAUCAAAAUGAAAUUGAAAAUAUUAAUGAAUUAUUUUUUAAUGAUAGUUUUUUAUUAACAUUAAGUAGAAUAAUUAAUCAAUUAUGUACAAUAAAUAGUGAAGAAAUAAUAACUGAACAAGUAGAAAAUGAUAAAGUACAAGAACAACUUGUCAUUAAAUUAUAUGAAAAUAGUCGACCUAUUACGGAUGAUGACGAACAUAGUGAUGGUAUAAGUGCAUUAUCGGAUGAUAUUGAUCGAAAAGACACACCAUCCGUCUCACUUUCAGCUGAUGAUAUUGAACUAAAAAGUAUUGAUGAAAAACGUUCAAAAGCAAAUCCAUCCAUGUCAUUAUCAACAGACGAUAUUAGUAAUCAACGAGCAAUAAAUGGUGAUGAUACGUCAGAUCUUUUAUUUCGUGGUGCAACUAUUUUUGUUACAUUGUAUACACAUUUAUUACAAAAUAUCUCAUUUGAUGAUACAAAUAAUAAUAAUUUAUAUUUAAUAACUGAAGCUAUUAUGAAUUGUUUAACA
Molecule: messenger RNA, 879 nt
Organism: Didymodactylos carnosus
Lineage: Eukaryota; Metazoa; Rotifera; Eurotatoria; Philodinida; Philodinidae
Source: the annotation of a GenBank genome assembly